Ceutorhynchus assimilis (cabbage seed weevil) is the source of this 2622-nucleotide messenger RNA. Lineage: Eukaryota; Metazoa; Arthropoda; Insecta; Coleoptera; Curculionidae. The record is from the annotation of a GenBank genome assembly.
CCGCCAUCUAGCGACAGUCACCUAAAUCAACUAGAAAUAUUUUUAUUAAUUAUUUAUUAUUAAAAAUCACUAUUAUCCAAUAUAAAAAUACUAAAUUAAUCAAUACAAGUUCAUUUUACUCAUUUCUUAUGCCAGCAAUCAGAAAUAUUGUUCAUUUUAUAUAAAAUUCUAAAAAAAAAAAAAUCGAUAAGUGAGGUUAUGUAGCUUAAGGAGCCCCAACAUAAAUAAAGUAAAUAAACCAAUAAAAAUGCUCCUAAGAAGCAGUUUCUUGUUUAAAAACUUAUUUAUCUUCAAUGGUUCAACUGCUAGAAGCCUAAAAAUAGAACACAAACUAGGCCACUAUGAACGUUUACUCAACAAACUAGACCUUAAAAUACAAAAAUCCCAUUCAAAAAACCGAUUUAUAUCUAAAACAGCUUCCAAUGAACCAAUCAGAGAAAAAAUCGAACAGGCAACUUCAGUCCUAAAAGUUAUAGCCCCCCAUAUGAAGCCUCCAAAUGUUGUCACCGCAUCUGCUAAUGAAGACGACAAAGAGUCUAAAGCCCCUGGAAAAGCCACGAUAACUUCAAAAAUCAAAGAGAAGCUUAUUGGGUCUAGUGAAGAACCUAAAAAAGUCCGCAAAAAAAUGGAUUUGACUGCUCAGUCUUUGGAGAGGAACUUUAUAACGCCUGUGAGGGCAAUGUCCGAUUUUUUGCUGAAACCUUCAGAUUUGGAAACGCUUCCUAAAACCAAAAGGCGGUCUCCGUAUGAGGCAGAGCCUCCUAUAACAGUCUAUUGGAGGCGAGACGUUCAGGCUAAAGCUUUGGAAAUUUGGGGCUCCAAAGAGAAUUUGCAAAAGGAGCUGAUCAAAAGGGACAUUGAAAAGAAGAAAUAUCAACAAAAUAUUUUUACUGUUAAAAGGCGUUUGAGGGAUUAUAGGAGAGAAUUGGGAAAAUCGGCUGAUGUUAUUGAGGAUGAGGCUGGUUUGAUGGGACGAUCUGGCAGGGUUGUGCUUACAGCAAUUGCAAUCAACGGCACCAACUGCCUCUUCAAACUAUUCGCUUGGCUCUACACAGGAUCCCACAGCAUGUUCUCCGAAUGCAUCCACUCAUUGGCCGACACCAUCAACCAACUAAUCCUGGCCUAUGGCAUCCACAAAUCAGUCCAGAUUGCCGACUCUUACCAUCCCUAUGGUUACACCAACAUGAAAUAUGUUGCUUCUCUUAUUUCGGGAGUUGGAAUUUUUUGUGUCGGAACUGGUUUGUCUUUUUAUCAUGGAAUUAGUGGGUUGAUGCAUCCCGAACCCAUGGAAGAUUUUUAUUGGGCCUAUUUUAUUUUGGCCGGGUCUUUAGUGUCAGAAGGUGCCACUUGGUUGGUUGCUUUCAAUUCAAUACGGAAGGGGGCAAGGGAGAUUAACAUGUCUGUUAAGGAUUACAUAUUCCGUGGUCAAGAUCCCAGCGUCAAUGUAGUCCUACUUGAAGACUUCGCAGCAGUUGUAGGCGUAAUUGUAGCCGCAGGCUGUAUGGGUCUUUCAUCAAUGACCAACAGCCCUAUUCCCGAUUCGAUGGGCUCGCUUUUGGUGGGCUGCAUUUUGGGCUCAGUAGCUUCGUUUAUCAUCUACACAAAUGUUGCUGCUUUGGUGGGCCGAUCGAUACCGGAAGAGAAUUUGGAAAGGAUCAAUGCUGAAUUGGAAAAGGACGUCAUGAUUAGGGCGAUUCACGACGUCAAAGGUAUCGAUAUGGGUAAUUAUUUGGUCAGGUAUAAAGCGGAGUUGGAUUUCGACGGGCGAGAAUUGACCAGGUCGUACUUGGACAAGCAGGAUUUGAAUGCACUGUUGGAGGAGAUUCGUAAGCUGGAAAAUAUUGAUCAGUUGGAGGUGUUUAUGUUGAAGCACGGGGAGAAUAUUGUUGAUUUAAUGGGCGGCGAAAUCGAUAGGAUUGAAAUGAAACUUCGGAUGGCGCCACAUAGAAAAGUCAAUAAUGUGACGUUUUUAGAAAACUCCUAGUCCUAAUCAAAACAAACAAAAAUGUCGAUUUAUUAUAGUGGAACAUUCAAAAGAUCCUCCGGCCUAAUCAGUGCAAUCUAUAAACAAUUAAAGCAAGUAAAUUUAAAGCCCGUAAAACGUAUACAAGUGCAAUUCGAUCCUUUUCACCCUAAAGCCCUCAAUGCCAGAGAGUUUUUGUACCACAUAAACACCUCCUACGUACAAGACACAAAUUUGAACUGCAUCAUCAAAGCCAAUGUGGUAUGCGAUCGAAGUGAGCCCCAAAUUAAGUUAGACUUAAUUGAUUCAGGUACCAUCAAAUUCCUUGUUGGCAAUUUGACUACAUUAGAAGUACUGCAACAAAUCAACAAGCACAUAAGCUCGAAAGUCGAAGUGGAAGAGGUGCAAGAGCCCCAAUUAAAAGUUAAAAAAGUCGGCAAAAAACGAUGAGUUCCAACGCGGGAGAAUCCAGGGCCAAAAUAGUCCAUGCAGUUUACGAGCAAAUUCCAGCCUUUACAGAUGUUUUUGAUGAAGACACUUUUUACAUUUUUGUUUGUUGUUUUGUUUGCUGUACUAUUGUUUUGGCUUUUGUAUUGAGUCGGUUUAUUACUAUUAAGGCUGUAGAUUAAAUUAAAAAAGAUGGUUGAUUUUUAUUGGUA